AUGAGUGAAGAUGCACACACGGUCCCUGCUCAGAGGCUUGUACCACAUUCAUGGGUCGGGUCAUGUCAUGUUCACUGUGAUCUAAAUCCAAGACGAUUAGCACCGAGUUCACCUCGGGGAUUUUGGCCUCGCAAAGAGGGCAAAUUGUCUAAUUGCAAGAAGAGGAAAUUCAGGGAGAAGGCUUGUCGAUGGAGGAAGAUAACCUGUAUAAGGAUUUUGACGCGGUCCAGAGUGUACCUGGAAAAGCAAAGCAAAAUCACAAAACGCAAAACACGUCAAGCAAAAGCACUUGAGAAUGCUAAGAAGGCCACGAGAACAUUCCUUGAGCUCUUCGAUGCUUUUGUCUAUGCUGGAACUUUCGGCUAUGAGACUUUCGAAGUACUUAUUCUUUCUGAACGAGCAAAGGGUGAUGCUGCUGGAGAGGUGUGGAACCGUUCCCGUUGUUCCAAGCAUAGUGUCGAUGCAAGAAGAGCAGAUAUGAUU
Striga asiatica is the source of this 483-nucleotide messenger RNA. Lineage: Eukaryota; Viridiplantae; Streptophyta; Magnoliopsida; Lamiales; Orobanchaceae. The record is from the annotation of a GenBank genome assembly.